AGCUAACUGAUUGUCCUGAUUAGCUACAUUUAAUUGAUUUCGCAACGUUGAAGUAGAGAUUGACAUUAACCAGUACACAAUGAAACUGAUCAUGACCUGCAUAAUGUUUUUGCUGUGCAUAAUCUUGAUGGUGAUUACAGAGGGCGCUCCAGUAGAGAAUAUUACAGGAACGCCAUACACGGAGGACAACUGUACCAUAUCAAAUACUGAGCAUAAAAAAAAUACAGAGUCUAUACAGACAGGAAAUACUUUAAUUGUUGAAACAACUACAGAUGUUUUUAGACAGAGCACUGAUCUUUCGAAAGAAGCAAAGGAAACAACUAUUAAUGAACCCAAAGAUAGUUCGGAUGGUUCAACUAAAGUGACUGCAAUGAAAGAUUCUAAUGGAAAUGUUGUUUAUGCAAACUUCAGCAGCGAACAAAAUGGUUACAUCGAAACUCAACAUAUGAUCACGGAGGUUGCCAAUGAAGGCUCCGAAACGGUACCAGGUGAGAACCCUGAUCGUAAUUCAUUCCCAAUUCGUGACGCUGGCUCUAAAACAGACUCAGUUCAAACUGAUAUGGUGAAUACGUCAGAUGAUAUUCAAACUGGCAUGCACGAUAACUCAACUGUGCAAAUGAAAAAGAAAAUUAAGAAUUAUCCUGAAACAAACGAUCCUUUGCAAAAUAAUGAUCACUCCAUGACAGACAAUGCGAUGGAAAACGGUACGGAAGAUAAUGCGAAUCCAGCUGAGGAGAUGAUGACCAUUGCUAUGCAGUCAAAAGAUGAUAAGGAAACCAUAAGUGUAGUAGAACCUGAAGAAAACGAAAAAUACAACGCUCAUGCUAAUCAGGUGGGUGUUUCGGAAACUAAAGAAGAGGGAGGCUUAGGUCAUGUAAACAGCUCAAAUACCAUUACUGUUAAGGAAGAUGGAUUGGACGUUACAGAAAAGUCAUCUAUUAUGCCUAUUAAGAAAGGUGGCUCGGACCUUGAAGGCAAUUCAGCAAAUAUGACUAUUGAGGAGAAUGACAUGAAUCAUGAAGACACAUCGUCUGAUAUGCCUGUUAGAAAAGUUGGCUUGGACCCUGGAAACAACUCAGCUAGCAUGAUUAUUGAGGAGGAUGGCACGAAUUCUAAAGAUAAUUUAUCUAACACACAUAUUAAUAAAAAUGGCUCAGAACCUGAAGAAGAGUCAGCUAGCAUGAUUAUUGAGGAUGAUGGUAUGAAUUCUAAAGACAAUUCAUCUAAAAUGCCUGAUAAGAAAGAUGGCUCAGAACCUGAAGAAGAGUCAGCUUACAUGACUACUGAAGAGGAUUUCAUGAACUCUAAAGACAAUUCAACUAACAUACUUGCUACGAUGGAUGGCUUUGAUCCGAAAAACGAAUCGUCUGACAUAACUGUUGAAGAUGAUGGAAUGAAUUCUAAAGACAAUUCAUCUAAAAUCCCUUAUAAGAAAGAUGGCUCAGAACCUGAAGAAGAGUCAGCUUAUAUGACUACUGAAGAGGAUUUCAUGAACUCUAAAGACAAUUUAUCUAACAUGCUUGCUACGAUGGAUGGGUUUGAUCCUAAAAACGAAUCAUCUGACAUAAUUGUUGAGGAUGAUGUCAUGAAUUCUAAAGACAAUUCAUCUAACAUGCCUGUUAAGAAAGAUGGCCUGGACCUUGAAGACAACUCAUUUAACACAACUGUUGAGGAGGAUGGCUCAAAAUACGAAAACAGUUCAUCUACUGGAGAGAAAAAGAUCCUAGAAAUUGAUGAAAGUCCAACGGUUAUGAUUAAAGAAGAGAAUAAAGACGUAGCUAAGACAACAUCACAAAAAUCGAAACCAUUGAACAGGAAACAAUUUUACGCUGACAUGAAGAACAACGUUUCCGUAGAAAUCAAAGCCAACUGAACGUUAUUAUGCUGUACUUAAUAUAUUUUUACACCAGUUUGUAUCUUAACACAGAAAUUGAUUGUAAAUGUAGUGUACUAUUUUUGUUGUUAUUUGCUAUUCUUGUCACGCUUAUUCGUCUCUUAUUAAAGACAUAUAAGCAAUUAUAAAUUUUUGAUAGCUUUUAUGCCUUUAGAGAAAUAUAUUCUGAUUAAUGUAAUUCAGCAGAAUUGUUUUAAUUUUUGGAAUAACACCGUCCCAUCCACUGUAUGUAAUGAGUAGAGAAACUUUUAUUUUGUAUUAUUCGAGAGAUAUUUAUACAACGCACUAUUAACUUUUAUGACAAAAAAAAAAAAUGUAUUAAUUCGUCAUAGUUUCAUAUCGCCACGUUCUCAUCGCAUUAGAUAAUGUAAACUAAGACUUUUGUCCUAUUCUGAGGCCCUUCUCUCUCUGUGUAUUACCUGUAUCUUUCACUAUUCUAUAUUUUCAGGAUAAGUUUGCUGCAUUUUAUCAACAUGUUUGUUUUUUAUUUUAUUUUCUAUUAUGAAGAAUGUCUAACUUAGUCUUUGACAAUAAAAUGUAUUUGAUUUAGUUUGUUUUAGCGCAAAGCUACACAAUAGGCAAUCUACGCUCUGUUCAACGAGGGGAAUCGAACCUCGUACUUUAGUGUUUUAAGUCCAUAAACUUACUGUUUACCCACUGGAAGACCAUGAUAUUUGAAGAAAUGGUAAUGUAAUUUUCCGAGAUUAUUAUUUUAAAAGCUGAAUUAUUUGGUUGGGUUUCUCGAGAAAGACGAGUCUUAAUUUUAUUGAUGCUAAUCACUGUAACUGGUCUUUACAAGAUAUUGCCUAUGAUUGAUCAAGUUGAAAAUAUUAUAAACGUUAUUAUAUUUACAUUCACUAAAAUCCUGUUCACACGGGUCUGUUUUAUUAGCUCUUUAAUAGAAACCCCGAGUGAGGGAGUUAUUGUGUAGUUUGCACAACUGUGGUAGUUUCAUAUCUAUCUUUUAAUAUAAGAUUUAAUAGUUUUUAUGGGAUAAUUAUGCUGAUAAGUAGAGUCACAGAAUUGGUUCGUUGCCUACAAACGAAACUCUCGAUUGAAGAGAAGCAUGGUAUUAGCUUCAAGCUCUGUUGUGAUUGGAGUCCAAGGCUUAGUAAGGUGUCAAAUUCAAUGUGGUUUGAAAAAAA
This is a messenger RNA of Limulus polyphemus (Atlantic horseshoe crab), 3039 nucleotides long. Its product is annotated as titin-like. The record is from RefSeq and is a predicted model, not a curated record. The transcript has 2 exons. Lineage: Eukaryota; Metazoa; Arthropoda; Merostomata; Xiphosura; Limulidae. The coding region runs from base 80 to 1873 and encodes 597 amino acids.